This is a messenger RNA of Aplosporella prunicola CBS 121167, 1095 nucleotides long. RefSeq lists its product as uncharacterized. Gene Ontology annotation, biological process: mitotic sister chromatid cohesion; maintenance of mitotic sister chromatid cohesion. The transcript has 4 exons. The record is from RefSeq and is a predicted model, not a curated record. The coding region runs from base 1 to 1095 and encodes 364 amino acids. Lineage: Eukaryota; Fungi; Ascomycota; Dothideomycetes; Botryosphaeriales; Aplosporellaceae. Gene Ontology annotation, cellular component: chromosome, centromeric region; nucleus; chromatin.
AUGUCUAUCGUGGCCUCGCAGCACCACCCCACCGGCCUUCUCCUCGCUAGGGCGCAGGAGCAGCAGAGCUUCCGUCUGCUCGAGCUUCCCGAUGCCUUGGUCGAGCUGCUAUCCUCGCCAAACCCCCCGCUCCUCACCGUCAAGUCAAGGCCCGCGCCGCCCUCCGCUAUUGCCCAGGCCCAAAAGGAAUCGUAUGCAUAUCUCUGCACGCCUAACAAGACCUACCAGCUCCGCCAAGUCCACACGUCCAAUUCCGUCCUCAUCGCCGAGCCCACUUCCCUCAGUGAGACGCCGGCCUUCUCCACCAUUGCUCAAUGCGGCUCCAUGCUAGAGCUCCGGCCCGUCGCCGACUCGCCCCGGCCGCUGCUCCAAGAGGCUCUGGCCGAGUGUGACGACGUGCGGCGGGAUGACGCUGCAGGCCCGGCCCUCAAUGGCGGGCCCUUGACGAGCAAGUCCAAGGCCGAAGUCUUUGCAGACGUUCCCUUUUCUGACGAGGAAUGCGAACGUGCGUGGGUUGACAUGUGCGCCUUCGACCUCAACGGUGUGCCUAGCUACCCGUCUGCACGGACGCCGUGGACCUACUGGAAGGCGAUCCACGCGCUGUCGGUUGCCGAAGGCAUCGACCUCGGCGCCCAACUCCAGAUCAGAGAUGUCCAGAGGCAGCUGGAAGAGGAGGGGUUGUUACCACAGCUAAUCGCGGCGAUAUUCCUCCGGCUGCUGCCAGACGACCAGCUGCCUGAACCAGACUGGACUGUCGUUGACCGCGCGAAAUGCGUACCCUGGGUCGGCAAGCAUCUGCUCAUCGCGCUCGACUCCCUUGACUCGGAGCUUCCAACCGCCAGCUUCCUCGACCAAUGGCGCGACGCGCUGCCAGAAGCAUGGAGAAGCGACGUCGCGCUUGAAGCAAUCAAGGAUGACUACGUGCUCCCCACCGAGCAUCACAUCGCGCCCAAAGGCAGCGCCCUAACGCAGUACCGGCGCACCGCAUCUGCCGGCAACGACAAGGGCGCAGCCGCAGCCGCAGCCGCAGAAAAGGGCCCCGUCAAGCGCAAAUGGCACGAGAAGUUCAAGGCGUCAAGACGGCCGCCGCAGUGA